Fraxinus pennsylvanica is the source of this 1965-nucleotide messenger RNA. The record is from the annotation of a GenBank genome assembly. NCBI's taxonomy places the organism in Eukaryota, Viridiplantae, Streptophyta, Magnoliopsida, Lamiales, Oleaceae.
AUGGCGAAAACUGAGGGCAAGGCCAUUGGUAUUGAUCUCGGCACAACAUACAGUUGUGUUGGUGUGUGGCAGAAUGAUCGAGUGGAGAUUAUUCCCAACGAUCAAGGCAACAGAACAACCCCAUCUUAUGUUGCUUUCACAGAUACUGAGAGGCUAAUAGGCGAUGCGGCCAAGAAUCAGGUUGCAUUGAACCCACAAAACACCGUUUUUGAUGCCAAACGCCUCAUCGGACGGAGAUUCUCCGACCCUUCUGUUCAAAGUGACAUGAAGCUCUGGCCGUUUAAGGUGAUUCCAGGCCCUGGUGACAAGCCCAUGGUUGUUGUUCAGUACAAGGGUGAGGAGAAACAGUUCUCGGCGGAGGAGAUUUCUUCAAUGGUUUUGACAAAAAUGAAGGAAAUUGCUGAGGCUUUCUUGGGGCAAACUAUAAAGAAUGCUGUGGUUACUGUUCCUGCCUAUUUCAAUGAUUCACAGAGACAAGCUACGAAGGAUGCUGGUGCCAUUGCUGGGCUCAAUGUGAUGCGGAUUAUAAACGAGCCGACUGCGGCAGCAAUUGCAUAUGGUUUGGACAAGAAAGCUUCAAGAACUGGUGAAAAGAAUGUGUUGAUCUUUGAUCUUGGUGGAGGGACUUUUGAUGUUUCAUUGUUGACUAUUGAAGAAGGGAUUUUCGAGGUGAAAGCCACCGCGGGAGACACGCAUUUGGGAGGAGAAGAUUUUGACAACAGGCUUGUGAACCAUUUUGUGAUGGAGUUCAAGAGGAAACACAAGAAGGAUAUCAGUGGCAAUGCCAGGGCUUUGAGGAGGCUAAGGACGGCUUGCGAGAGGGCAAAGAGGACACUUUCUUCAACUACUCAGACGACAAUUGAGAUUGAUUCAUUGUACGAGGGUAUUGAUUUCUAUGCAACGAUUACAAGGGCUAGAUUUGAGGAGCUGAACAUGGAUUUGUUCAGGAAAUGUAUGGAGCCUGUGGAAAAAUGCUUGAGGGAUUCCAAGAUUGACAAGAGCCAGGUUCAUGAUGUUGUUCUUGUUGGUGGAUCAACAAGGAUUCCUAAGGUGCAACAACUCUUGCAAGAUUUCUUUAAUGGUAAGGAGCUUUGCAAGAGUAUUAAUCCAGAUGAGGCUGUGGCUUAUGGGGCUGCUGUGCAGGCUGCAAUUUUGAGUGGUGAAGGCAAUGAAAAAGUUCAAGAUUUAUUGCUUCUUGAUGUAACACCUCUCAGUCUUGGAAUUGAAACUGCUGGAGGUGUAAUGACAGUUUUGAUUCCAAGAAACACCACAAUUCCGACCAAGAAAGAGCAAGUUUUCUCGACUUACUCCGAUAAUCAGCCUGGCGUGCUAAUUCAAGUGUAUGAAGGAGAGAGGCCUAUGACUAAAGACAACAAUCUUCUUGGGAAAUUUGAGCUCAAGGGGAUUCCUCCUGCGCCAAGGGGUGUGCCUCAGAUCAACGUGUGUUUCGACAUUGAUGCUAAUGGGAUUUUGAAUGUAUCGGCUGAGGACAAGACCGCAGGUGUAAAGAACAAGAUCACGAUCACGAAUGAUAAGGGAAGGUUGAGUAAGGAAGAGAUUGAGAAAAUGGUACAAGAAGCUGAGAAGUACAAGGCUGAAGACGAGGCCUUGAAGAAGAAGGUGGAGGCUAAGAAUGCGCUGGAGAAUUACGCGUAUAAUAUGAAGAAUACUAUAAAAGAUGAGAAAAUUGGAGGGAAAUUGGAUUCCUCGGAUAAGCAGAAGAUCGAGAAGGCUAUUGACGAGGCCGUUGAAUGGUUGGACAGGAAUCAGUUGGCUGAGGUUGAUGAAUUUGAGGAUAAGCUGAAGGAUUUGGAAAAUUUGUGUAAUCCCAUUAUUGCUAAGAUAUACCAGGGUGGUGCCGGAGACAUGCCUAUGGGCAGUGACAUGCCGGGAGCUGGUUACGGAAAUGCCAGCUCCGGUAACACUGGUGGCGGAGCCGGUCCUAAGAUUGAGGAAGUUGAUUAA